AUGGGAAGCGCCGGUGAGACCAGUAACAAGGGCAUUGAACCAUCGGUAAGCGAGUUGGUUUGGGUCCGCCGCAGAAACGGGUCAUGGUGGCCCGGUAGGAUAAUGGGUCUCGAUGAGUUGUUUGAGAGUUGCUUAGUUUCGCCGAGAUUGGGUACCCCUGUAAAGCUUCUGGGUCGCGAGGACACAAGCGUCUUGCUUCCAAAGACGGUUGCGAAGCCUUUACAGAAUGCUUUCAUUCUCGUUGCUUUUCCUCUCGUUGGGGUCUCUGCAGCACUUGAUGCUCUUAUUGACAUUAGUGGUGGAAAAGUUAACAUCCAUGUAUUAAUGGCUCUAGCGGCAUUUGCUUCAGUAUUUAUGGGGAAUGCCUUAGAAGGAGGGUUACUUCUUGCCAUGUUUAAUUUGGCUCAUAUAGCUGAAGAGUACUUCACUAGCCGUUCAAUGAUUGAUGUUAAAGAGUUGAAGGAAAAUCAUCCUGAAUCUGCUCUUGUGCUGGAUAUGAAUGAAGAUAGACUUCCUAACACAACCGAUUUGGCAUACAAAAGGGUUCCUGUACAUAAUAUAGAAGUGGGAUCCUAUAUUUUGGUUGGAGCUGGUAAGUCUGUGCCUGUAGACUGUGAAGUUUUUCAAGGUAAUGCAACCAUUACUAUCGAACACUUGACGGGUGAAGUCAAACCUUUAGAGAUUAAAGUUGGAGACAAGAUUCCUGGUGGAGCAAGAAAUUUGGAUUGUAGGAUAAUUGUGAAGGCUACAAAAACGUGGAAAAAGUCAACACUCAGCAAGAUAGUACAAUUGACUGAACAAGCACGCUUGAAUAAACCAAAGCUUCAAAGUUGGCUUGACCAAUUUGGUGAGCAAUACAGCAAGGUUGUCGUAGUCUUGUCUGUAGCUAUUGCUCUCAUUGGUCCAUUUCUCUUCAAGUGGCCAUUCUUUGGAACAUCAGGGAAACUAGCAUUCAAAGCAAUUGAACCAAUUUAUGGACAUCAGGCUGGAAACAAUAACUCAAAUUUGACUACCUGCUGUAUCCCGAACUGUGAGAAAGAAGCUCUUGCAGUCGCAGCUGCCAUGGAGAAGGGUACCACUCAUCCUAUCGGAAGGGCUGUGGUAGACCAUAGUGUUGGGAAAGACCUUCCCUCUGUCUCAGUUGAGAGUUUUGAGUAUUUUCCGGGAAGAGGUCUCAUCGCUACUCUCAAUAGCCUUGAGUCAUUACUAAGAGGUUGGUUCUUGCGUAAUGGAAGUAUGGUUGAGAAUGAGAGGCCCUCUUCUGUGGCUGAAAGUGAAUUAGGCUUAUUGAAGCAAAGGCAUACAGUCUCCGGUCUGAGGUAUUUUCUAAUUCAGAGCUCAAUAACUUUAUUUUUAUUCUUUUUUCUUGAAUAA
This is a messenger RNA of Humulus lupulus (European hop), 1374 nucleotides long. RefSeq names its product probable cadmium/zinc-transporting ATPase HMA1, chloroplastic. The transcript is spliced from 9 exons. The coding region runs from base 1 to 1374 and encodes 457 amino acids. The record is from RefSeq and is a predicted model, not a curated record. Lineage: Eukaryota; Viridiplantae; Streptophyta; Magnoliopsida; Rosales; Cannabaceae. Gene Ontology annotation, molecular function: nucleotide binding.